AUGAGACACGAGAAGAAGAAGAGAGGAGCAUCCUCACCUCCUCACGCCGAAAUGGAAACCGAGCAGCAGCAGCAAGGCAAGGCAACAGAACACAAAGACGAAGACGAAGACGACCAUUGUGAGCAGCAGCAGGAGGAAGAUGCGGAGGAGGAGGAUUGUAGCGGAACAUCUGCUCCAGUACACCGUGGCACAACGACGACCAGCCAGUUCGUUUGUCGGGGCGCGUGUCUGAUGCUACGCCGAUUCACUGCCCAAAAAAAAAGCAAAUCCAAGCAGCGUUUUGGCCUUCAACAUCCGGUGAACAGAACAUUGGUGCACUCCUUGGAACAUCAGUGGUGUCGCUUAUUAGCUGAUAUUGGUGGAACUGUGAUGGUUUGA
Messenger RNA from Gongylonema pulchrum, 378 nucleotides. The record is from the annotation of a GenBank genome assembly. NCBI's taxonomy places the organism in Eukaryota, Metazoa, Nematoda, Chromadorea, Rhabditida, Gongylonematidae.